GGUGGAGGAAUAAAGAAGCAGCAAAAAGAAGAGGAAGAGGAGGAGGGGGUUAGGAGGGGGUGUUGGUGGGGGUGAUGAGGCUCCCCACCCCCCACCCCCCUCUUGCUGGCUUGGCCACCACCACCCUUCUGCUCUCCACACUGCUUGCCCCUGGUGUGGGCGGGGAGUGUGGACUGGAAGGUUGUACGGCAGCCUACGUGGCAGGUAAGCAGGCUGGAAUAGAGGAGAAUGCUACCCCGGCUUACUGUACCUUAGUGGACCGCUACCGACAGUGUACCGACGCCCUCAGUAGCACAUGUCGGGGUGAAAUCCAGUACCACUCCAUCAAGCGUAUGAUCUCUUCCUUCGUCACCCGCUACAACUGCACCCGCUUGCUACCCGGAGACCCUCAGCCCUCGGCCGCCCACAUGGGCGGCGUGGCGCCAACGGACGCCCACGAUGUAUGUCAGUAUCGCGGGCAUCCCGAACCGGCUCACUGUGGUCUGUUCGGUGACCCACAUCUCAAGACAUUCAACGACUCGUACAUGACGUGUGGCGUGGUGGGGGCGUGGCCGCUCCUCAACACGCCCUCCCUCGCCAUACAGGUCACCAACGAAGCCGUGGGUUCUGCCAACCACGCCACAGCCACCACCAAGGUGACGAUCAUCAUCAAGGGCCACUCAGGGUGUGGAUCAGAGCGCACCUACGAAGCAUCGACCGAGGCACUACCUAGAGCCUUCGUGGACGGCACUACCUGGUCUGGCGGCUCUCCUGAAAGACCCUACAUCGAGGUGCACGAGAAGAUGCCAGGGGAACACACACUCAUCACAGUCUCCUUCAUUAAUGCUACCGUCGCUGUCAGGAAGAUCGGCAGGUACCUGACUGUGCAAGUAACACUGCCAGAGAAGUUAUUGCGUGAGCUGGAAGGUGACGAUGAGUUACAGUUGUGUCUACAGGGCUGUCCUCCUCAUGAACUGCUAGACAGGGCCGGCGCUGCAUCCGCCGUAGCCAUGAGCAAAAAGAAGGCUACAAAGUUGUGUAAGGAAUACAAUAUCACUGAUUAUUACCUGGAUUCCUGCAUCUUCGACCUUGUCACGACAGGCGAUCAGAGUUUCCGAAUUGCAGCUCAGGCUGCCCAGAAGGAUCUCUGGGAGCACGACCCUGUUGGGGCACAAAGACUUCUUCUCAACUGUUCACAGCCACCCUGUGUAUGGAACAUCAACUCUUCUCAACAAUCAUACCAGUGUAGUUCUAUAAUGAUGCUGGCUCUUGUAUUAUUGGUCAUAAAUGUAUGGGUUGAGCGGUAGCCAGCAUCUUGGACAGUAUCAUCCGUUCAAGGGUGUUAGGGGAAAAGGAGAGCUAAUGUCACUGUUUACUGCAAGGCAGAGUAAUAUGUAUUAUGCUAAUGAGCAGUGACUGGAGAGCCUCAGAGAUAUAAUGUACUGUAUUUAUCUAAAAAAAAAGUUGAUGAAAGGUUUUAAUCAGUCAUAAAAUUUGUAUACAAAAGUGGUGUUGUGGCUAGAAGAUUAAAAAUAAAAUAUGCACUCAAGAUGUAGGUGUGUUCCAUUAAUUACUGUAUUCAGAAGCUGAACGUAAUAGUCACAGUCGUGUGAAUAUGAAAGCUGUUCUAGUUAUCAGUGUAUGUAAUGCUAGUGUCAAAACAUAUACUACUACCUUCCAUCUUAAAGUGUUAAACUGUACAUGCAUAGAUGAGAUGUAGCUGUAGUCAUUAUUUAUUCAAAUUUCUUCACUAACAAUCCUGUAUGUAGUGAAAGGGAUUUCUACUGUAUUUAUUUUUCCUUGUGUCUGUCUGUUGAUUUUAAUUUUGUGCAGAGAAUAAUUGACUGGAAAACUUUGUUGUAAAAUUUUUAACAAUAUUAAAUUACAUCUGUAUUACAUAUUCUUAGCUUUGUUAAUGAAUUUAUUUUGUCUCUUUUUCUUUGUUUACAUUGUAAUACAGAUAUUUUAUAGUGACAUAAACAUUGUACUAAUCUAAUUUUACUAAAUUUUGUGCAUAGAUUUCUCAAAAAUUGAGAAUUGAAUGAUGAGUAAUUAAUACUGCAGUGCUAAGACUGCCAUGUAUGAAGCAUACCUCAAUACUGUCAUUGUGUAGUAGAGUCCUACUACUAUUGUAGUAUACUCUUGUAGUAUCUUCAUUUGGCCUCACUUUUGCAACUGUUCCUGUUCAAUGUGCCAAGAUGAUCAGCAUUUCAAAGUUUUAAAACUAGCAACAUUUUUCCUCGUUAGACAACGAGGCACAACUCAUUGUUUAUAGGCAUAACUUAUUUAUUUUAGCCUUGGUCACUAGCUUGAACAGUUUCAAGAAAUAUGGUUAGUGCUAUCACAAUGACAGCUCAUGUAGAUAUGUAGUUAAUGGUAAAUGUUAUUUGCAACAUUUGUCCUAAAUUAUUAUAACUAUAAUCAUGAGGUAGUGCUAAUCCACAGGAAGGAGAGGUAAUCAGAUCUGAUCUGAGAAAGGGAACAAUAGUUCCAUCUUGAAGGGACUUGCUCCAAGACCUUACACUUGUAAUCCAGAUGAACUAAAUUACUGUACAAUGACAGUUUUUGUGUAUAUUAAUGUGCCAUUGGAAAUUUUUGGAUUAGCUUGAAAUCUUAACAUGGUAAACAUUCUAUGUAAGAGACUAAUGGGAGGGAGAGUGGGUGGACGGUACAGGUGAUUGUCGUGGCUAGAGCUGAGAUUGUUUUGUUGUCAUCAUAACAGUAACUGACAAUUCUGUAACCAGUGUACUCUGAUGUAUGUCAGUUUCUCGAGGGUCGUGACAAAUUAAUUUUGUGUGUGAUUUAUAGGCCCCCCAUAUCUUGAUAGGGAGUACAGUGAGCUUCUAUGGGACGAAAUUCAUAAAGCAUCUAGAUAUGAACAUGUCAUGUUAAUGGGAGAUUUUAACUUCAGACAAAUUGAUUGGAACAGUAUGAUAGGAAAUCUUGAGUCUAGUGACUCUCAUGAUACGAUUCAGGAUUGCUUUUUAAAAUAGUUUGUGACAGAACCAACUAGAGGAAACAAUCUGCUAAGACUUGGUUCUUGCCAACAAGGAAUCACUAAUUAAAAAUCUUGAGGUUAAUGAUGAGCUUGGGGAAAGCAAGCACAAAUCACUUAGUUUCAAUAUAUCAUGGAAUUACCCAAUAACUGCAAUCAAGUCUCUGCCCUAGACUUCCGCUUGGCCAAUUUCAUGGGACUGAGAAAUUACAUGGUGGACUAAAUUGGAACGACCUGACUAUGGGACAGGUAGGUGGUGUUGGUUGCCAAUAUGAUGUUUUUCAGAGCAUAGUUCUAGCUACCCAGACAACUUAUGUUCCAAGUAGGGAAAUUAGAUCAGCAAAAAAUGAUCCCAAAUGGAUAAACAAUAGAUUAAAACAUUUCAUUGGUCAAAAGAGAGGCAUAUAUAGAUGUAUCAAAAGAGGAGAGGGGCAAUUAAGAAAUCAAUAUAUUCCAUUAAAGAGGGGAAUAAGAAGAACCAAAAGAGAUUAUGAGGCUAAAGUGGCAAGGGAUUCGAAGACUAACCCGAAAGGUUUCAGGUAUGUAGAAGUAAGAUUAGGAACAAGACUGGCCUACUCUAAUGUAACUCAGGUCAGAUUACUGGACAGUGAUAAGGAAAUGUGUGAAAUUUUUAACUCUUAUUUCCUCUCAGUUUUUACGUAGGAAGAUACUGGUGAAAUUCCAGAAAUUAUAAAUUAUGUAGAGCAGGACAGUAAUAAACUAUUCACAAUUAGGGUAACUAGUGACAUGGUCCUCAGACCAAUAGAGAAAUUAAAACCAAACAAAUCCCCAGGCCCUGAUGAACUUUUGGCUAGUCUUUUCAACACAUCACUACAAACUAGCAUUGUGCCAGACAAGUGGAAAAUGACAAAUGUAAUACCAAUUUACAAAGCAGGAGACAGGUCUUUAGCUUCAAACUAUAGACCAAUAAGCCUUACCUCCAUAGUGGGAAAAUUUAUGGAAUCAAUAAUUGCCAAGGCAAUUCGUAGCCAUCUUGAAAGACAUAAAUUGAUUAAUGAAUCUCGGUACGGUUUUACAAAGGGGCGGUCCUGCCUUACGAAUUUACUAACUUUUUUCACCAAGGUAUUUGAGGAGGUAGAUCAUGGUAAUGAAUAUGAUAUUGUGUAUAUGGACUUCAGUAAGGAUUUCGAUAGAGUUCCACAUCAGAGGCUAUUGAGGAAAAUUAAGGCACACGGAAUAGGAGGAGAAAUUUUUUCCUGGGUAGAGGCAUGGUGGACAGAUAGGCAGCAGAGAGUUUGCAUCAGUGGGGAGAAAUCAGAGUGGGGGCACAUCACGAGUGGUGUUCCAUAGGGGUCAGUGUUGCAUAAACGACAUUGAUGAGGGAAUAAAUAGCUACAUAAGCAAGUUUGCUGAUGACAUCAAAAUAAGUCACCUAAUUCAUUCAAAUGAGGACAGAGCACUCCAAGAAGAUUUGAAUAGACUGAUGCAGUGGUCGGAGAAGUGGCAGAUGUGGUUUAAUAUAGACAGAUGCAAAGUUCUAAACAUUGGACAAGAAAAUAACCAUGCCACAUAUAAACUAAAUAAUGUAGAUCUUAAUAUUACUGAUUGCAAAAAGGAUUUAGGAGUUCUAGUUAGCAGUAAUCUACAACCAAGACAACAGUGCAUAAGUGUUUGCAAUAAAGCAAACAGAAUCCUUGGCUUCAUAUCAAGGAGCAUAAAUAAUUGGAGUCCUCAGGUUCUUUUUCAACUCUAUAUAUCUUUGGGUAGGCUACAUUUAGAUUUUGCUGCACAGUUCAGGUCACUGUAUUACAGAAUGGAUAUUAAUGCACUGGAAUACAUACAAAGGAGGACGACAAAGUUGAUCCCAUGUAUCAGAAAUCUUUCCUAUGAGGAUAGACUGAGGGCCCUGAAUCUGCACUCUAGAUAGGUAUAGAAUUAGGGGGUGAUAUGAUUGAGGUGUAUAAAUGGAAAACAGGAAUGAGGAACAGGAAUGUAAGUAGUAUGCUAAAAAUAUCUAACCAAGACAGGACUCACAGCAGUGGUUUUAAGUUGGAAAAAUUCUGAUUCAGGAAGGAUAUAGGAAAGCACUGGUUUGGUAAUAGAGUUGUGGAUUAGUGGAACAAACUCCCGAGUACCAUCAUAGAAGCUAGGAUGUUGUGUAGUUUUAAAAAUAGGUUAGAUAAAUACAUGAGUGGGUGUGAGUUGGACCUGACUAGCUUGUGCUAAUAGGUCGGAUGCCAUACCCCUUCCUUAAGUGGAUGUGACCUGACCUGACUAGGUGAGUCAUUGGUUUAAGCUGGGAGGUGACUUGGACUUGCCUUGCAUGGACCAGUAGGCCUGCUGCAGUGUUCCUUCUUUCUUAUGUCAACUAACCAACAAAUUAGGUUCAGCAUUUAAAGUGUUUUGGCCCAUCCUGUACCAUUUUCAAGUUAUAACUUGAUAAUAGUCCUAGCUGGAUCAAAAUGUCAUAUAGAGUUCAUUUCAAAUUUGCAAGGUUGUUAUGAAUUUUUCACGAACAUGUUCUCAAUCUGUAAGACUCGUAUAGCGUGAAAUCCUAAAUUCAGUGCUAAAACUGGUAUAAAGAAGGAAAAUGGUGCAUCUGGAAUGUUUCUGGUGGCACUGAACUUCAUAUUUCUUGGGACUGCUGCUCAUAACAGUCCUGUUGUCAUCUCUGCAAGUAGUAAGCAUUGUACAUCAUUUAAUUCAACUAUUAUAUGUGCUUAUUAUUCCAUAAUACUGGUAGGCUUUUAUGUAUUUAUGCACAUGUAAAGACUAUUUAUCAGCUAAGAAGACCUAGUUAUAGAGUCUUUUUUUAGACCGUCAUCAGUUACUUUUUUUCUUUAACUUUUCUGCAUUUAUUAGUAUGGUUAGUAAAGAGGACAGGCUUAAAUAAUAUUUUAAUUAAUAGAUUAACAGGCCUCACAUGAAUUUACUCUUGUAUUAAAUAUAGGCUGUGGUCCAAUAAUGCACAAUAUUAGAGCAAAUUUAAAACAAUUUCCAACAUCCUUUAUACUAUAUCCUGAUAUCCUGCUGGGCAGGACACAGUUCUUCUGGGUUAAAGGAAUUAGCUAGUCAGGGACCCAGCAAACUUUAGAUUAUCUAAAAUUCUUCCUAAACUUUUGUGACUAUGCAUCGUAUAAUAGAGGAUAAUGUCUAGAAACAGUGCCAUUCACACAUUAUUAUUUAUUAUUAUUAAUAUUAUGGUAUUAAUAUCACAAAAAUGUGCUAAACAUUAAUUAAAUCCUACUAUCCAACUUAGUCCAAAAUAUAUAUGCAGUCAGAAAUAAUUGGAUCAAAUCUUUAAGCGUCUCAUAUACCUGUAUUUUGAAGCAAUGGCAGUUUCAUUUAUAUUCUUGGGGAAGCGGGGGAGGGGAACUUGGAACCUGCAAGGGUCGUUCAGUGCUUGGGGAAGGUAAUCAGGUUCAGUCCAAGGAAGGAGAAGUUAGGUCCAUUUCCUUGAAUCAAGAGCCCCUUACUGGCAUCAAGGAACCUCUCUGGAGGGGACAUUGGUUUUAUAUGAUUCGUAAAUUGGAUUUUCUCUCUCUUCAACAUUAAUAUUUGGUAAAGAGAAACUAAUUUACCAAUUAUUUUGCUGUUCAAUAUAUUUCACCAUAAAUGAAUUUUAAUUUUUCAGACUAAAGUUGAGUAAAUAAAUUUCGGUAGUCAUUUUGCUCUUUGUUGCUCUUCAUGCUAAUUGAUUUUUGGCAUCUUUAAAGAACAAAAUUUUAAUUAUAUUAUUCACAGGAACUAAUAAAACAAGCAGUUUUUAUUACCAAUAUAUUACACCAGAACUUUAUAUAAAUUAUUUCUUUAUACCUAGUAUAUAUGAAAUAUAAAUGAUUUCUUU
This is a messenger RNA of Cherax quadricarinatus, 6782 nucleotides long. RefSeq names its product repulsive guidance molecule B. Gene Ontology annotation, cellular component: plasma membrane. NCBI's taxonomy places the organism in Eukaryota, Metazoa, Arthropoda, Malacostraca, Decapoda, Parastacidae. Gene Ontology annotation, biological process: BMP signaling pathway. The record is from RefSeq and is a predicted model, not a curated record. Gene Ontology annotation, molecular function: coreceptor activity.